Fusarium subglutinans is the source of this 2076-nucleotide messenger RNA. RefSeq lists its product as uncharacterized. The coding region runs from base 1 to 2076 and encodes 691 amino acids. Lineage: Eukaryota; Fungi; Ascomycota; Sordariomycetes; Hypocreales; Nectriaceae. The transcript has a single exon. The record is from RefSeq and is a predicted model, not a curated record.
AUGGGCGACCCUUGGAAAGACACCAUUCGUGAUAUGGCGAAAUGGCUUAUGAAAGACCCCCCCUUCAUGUUUGCUCACAUACAAGGUCAACCAGCAAUUGCAAAGGCCAUUAAAGUUCCUCUCUUUCUACAAGAUUCUUUUUACAGAUCGAAAUCUAAUGCGGAUAUCAUCCAUAUCACAAAUGCGACAAAGAAGGAUCAAGUCUUCAAGGAACGAGAGAAGUUGAGGGCCACCCUGCGUCACACCACACAAACCGCGAAGAGCAUCAGAACGAUGGACUAUGUCGAAGCAACAAAUAUGAUAAAGAUUGCUCGUCGGGAGAAUGGUUGGUACCUUCCAGACGUUGGCAAGAACGACGGUGCUGUUGUUGUCAUUAUUGAGGCAGACCCUGAUUACUCGGCCGAGUACGCUCUCGCACUGAUAGCGUGGACUACCAUGAUCAAAAGACACAGUACAUCCAGUGCCCGUAUGCGGCUUAUGACAAUGUCAUGGGAAGGCCUUCACGAUAUGACCAAAGCCAUCUGGGACUAUUGGCCCACGGCUAAGGAACCCCUCCGAGAAUAUGUGCUGCCAUCUAUGCCGCGAAAUGGGGGACGAGUCAUAUCAGACUCAAAGAACAAAAGUGCAACGUCAGAAAUGAUGAGAUGGGUCGAAAAAGUCGCCCCUCAAGGCAUUCACACUUGUAUCAGCUUCCGAAGACCGGCGAGACUUGAUGAAUCCUGGGAUCGGUGCUACCAACAUCAUCAGCAGGAUCUAGACUCUGCAAUAAAACCUCGACGGACCCUUUUCAUUAACCUUGACUUCAAAACUGCCGAAAGGAUUCCUGACGCAGGCAAGCCUCACCUCAUAACGAGCACGAACCGUCGCCGGCUGAUCUUCGACCUCGAGACACGACAGCCCAUCACCGUCACCACAGAAUGCUCAAAGUCCGAGGAAAAGCAGCAGAUGAGCUGGGUGCACCGAUUCAGCGGAGAGAGCACAAAUAUAUACACACAGCCAGGAUUCUGCUAUGGGGCUAAUAAAAGCCGUCGACGCAUGAGAUUUGCGGAUGACCAGAUUGGGGGCUUUUUGGCAGCUCUGAGCGAGUUCGACAACUGGCCUCUCGGUAUCUCCAACGUCACGCGUCUUUUCGAUCCCAGAGGAGAAGAGUCUCAGAUCGCUAUCGACAUUAGGCAACGACUAAUUCAGCAAGGGAUCCUUCAAAAUGAUUACAAGUCGACAUUAGGGUUGUCAUUGGCUCUCCCCAAGGAAACACACGAGGCUUUCUACACUAUUCUCCCCCUUGUCGACUACGACCACCGCCUCGCGCUGUUUCUGAGCAUCAAGUCCAAGAACGACAUGAUUAACACAGCGAAAACGCAAAUGGCGGCGAUAAUUUCGGGGAGUAACACGAACUGCUUUGCGUUUGUCUAUAAAGUAGCCCCUGAGGUCAAUGAAACCAAUGACGCAGCCCGAAUUGGUCUCUUGAAGCAUGUCGCACAUACUGGUACUAUCAUGAAGGGCCUUGGAUUCAUGAAGACUGCGAUAAGCGCAACACGCUUUUCUAUGCUCCUACCAGAGAUUUACAUCAUUGAUAAACAAGUGCGUGUCUACAUGGACGAAGUAAAGCAUGUCAUGGAGCGGUGCAGAAUGCUACUUAAAGUCCUGAACACGUGCGGUUACAUCGUUAACGAAACUUUACCUUUUACCGAGGAGGAGCCAGAGGGUAUCGAAUUCGAUGUAUUCAUGGAAGUCUGGGCCCAUCUACUGAGAGCUUAUACCUACCAAAUUGCCCUCGUCACAGUCGAGCACGGCGAAGUUAUUAUUAAGGAUCUCGUCUCUCAAACACGCAUAGAAGCAAGUUUCGAGGUACAGCACAGUUUCGAAUGGGAGACUAUCUCGACUGACAAGUGGGGCUACGCUGUAGGUAUUUACACGAGAGCUGUUCGCGAGAGGGGGAGGACUGUCAUCAAAGAUUGGAAUUGGAUCCCGCCCGAGGUUUGGGAUCGUUGGAAUGCGGAGUUGCCUGGGGGUGUUGGAGGGCUGCGAACCAACUUUAAGUUGGCUAAGAAUCGCGAUGAGAUUUAUGAAAAAUGA